AUGCCGUCGACGAUGCAAAGAAUCUCGACCCCGCCCCCGAGAAUUGCGUCUCCACGUCCUUCCAGCGCUCGGCCGGCAAGAAAGAAGAUCGCACCCGCUCACCCCGUGCUCCCAUCCGGGAUGCUGGCCGGUGGCGUUCCCCCAAUCAACGUGCUCAUCGUCGAGGAUAACCCUAUCAACCUGAAAUUGCUCGAAGCGUUUGUCAAACGUUUAAAGGUGCGCUGGAAGACUGCAAUGAAUGGCAGGGAUGCCGUCAAAAAGUGGAAGGGCGGAGGCUUUCAUCUCGUGCUCAUGGACAUCCAACUCCCCAUCAUGAAUGGACUCGAUGCCACGAAAGAAAUCAGACGACUCGAGCGCGUCAACUCGAUCGGUGUCUUCUCGUCGUCUGCUUCGGGCGUCUUCUCCGGAUCAGUGACGAGCGAGCCUGAGGGAACGGAGGGCGACAUUGAAGACAAGGAUCGUCUCGCCAACAUUGAGCUGUUCAAAAGCCCGGUCAUCAUUGUUGCGUUGACAGCCAGUUCCCUGCAGAGCGACAGACACGAGGCGUUGGCUGCCGGCUGCAACGAUUUCUUGACCAAGCCAGUCAACUUUGUGUGGCUAGAACGCAAGGUCAUGGAGUGGGGAUGCAUGCAAGCCCUCAUUGAUUUCGACGGAUGGAGGCAGUGGAAGGACUUUGCACAGGAUGCCGAGGAGAACGACGCCGCAAAGAAGGCGGCGGGCGCCAAGGCGAAAUCGAAGAAGAACCGAUUGUCAGUGACGACGGCAGCGGCAUAG
This is a messenger RNA of Verticillium alfalfae VaMs.102, 774 nucleotides long. Its product is annotated as response regulator mcs4. Gene Ontology annotation, biological process: osmosensory signaling via phosphorelay pathway. Gene Ontology annotation, cellular component: Mcs4 RR-MAPKKK complex. Bases 1 to 774 code for a protein of 257 amino acids. The transcript has 2 exons. NCBI's taxonomy places the organism in Eukaryota, Fungi, Ascomycota, Sordariomycetes, Glomerellales, Plectosphaerellaceae. Gene Ontology annotation, molecular function: phosphorelay response regulator activity; protein kinase activator activity. The record is from RefSeq and is a predicted model, not a curated record.